Molecule: messenger RNA, 1406 nt
Organism: Cinara cedri
Lineage: Eukaryota; Metazoa; Arthropoda; Insecta; Hemiptera; Aphididae
Source: the annotation of a GenBank genome assembly
AACAAGGAAAGAAUUAAAUUUUUAUUACCGUAUUUUUUAGUUGCGGUCACAACACCUUCAUCUUGCCACUUCAUGAAAGAUAUAUUGAACUAUAGUAUUUAAGAUGAUAAAGUUUCAUUAUUAUUUUGCCAAGCUUCUAUCUUGAUAGCUACCAAUAAAGGGUUGUAUUAUAAAAGAAGUGCAAAUCAAUAGAUUUUCAGAGUCUCUAUAGAGUAGUUUUUAUAAUGAGUAUACCAAGUAUAAAGGAUUGCGACCUUCAAGAUAAAGUUGUUUUACUUAGAGUUGAUUUUAAUGUUCCGAUAAAAAACGGAGAAAUACAAGAUAAUAUGCGUAUUCUAAGGGUAUUAAAUACUAUCGAGUAUCUAACAAAUACAGGUGCAAAAGUUGUGAUCAUAUCACAUUUUGGGCGCCCAGAAGGUCCUGAUGAUAAUUUAUCAUUAAAAAAUAUCGUUAAAACUUUAUCUCAAUUAUUAAACAAAGAGGUGAAUUUUGUCAAUGACUGCAUCGGUGAAAAAGUACAAAAAGUGGUAAACACUAUGGUUGCAGGAGAUGUUAUUCUCUUGGAGAAUUUAAGAUUUUAUAAAGAAGAAGAGCAAAAUGACUUAAGUUUUGCACAGCAAUUAUCACUGGUAGCAGAUGUAUAUGUAAACGAUGCGUUUUCUUGUUCUCACAGAAUUCACGCUUCUAUUGCGCGUAUUACGGAGCUCCUUCCUUCCUAUGUUGGAUUUUCCAUGCAAAAUGAAUUAAAAUACCUAGAAGAGUCAAUAUCGUUCCAAGCUAAGCCUAUUACUGCAAUCGUUGGUGGCACCAAAAUAUCGACUAAAAUUAAAAUGCUUAAAAGGCUAGCAGAGAAAGUUGACUUCCUGAUUUUAGGAGGUGUAAUUGCCAAUAGCUUUCUAUCAUUUAACGAGGUUAACAUAGGUAAAUCUUUGUUUCAAACAGGUAUAGAUCAUCUAUUAUAUAGCAUUAUAGAGAUAGCAAACAAGAGUUGUUGUAAAAUCAUCGCGCCAGAAGAUGUAUUGGUCGCAAUAAAUUCUGAUUAUAGUAUUGGUAUUGCAAAAAAAAUUGAGUCUAUUUCAGAUGACGAUAUAAUUUUCGAUAUUGGACCGCAAACUUUAGAGACAAUUAGUAGUGUAAUAGCAAAUAGUAAAACUGUAUUAUGGAAUGGACCUAUCGGGAUGUUUGAGUACUCAGCUUUUGCAAAUGGUACUAAGGACUUAAUGAGUAUUAUAAGUAACUUCACUAAAAAGGGGGUUUUAGUUAGUGUAAUAGGAGGUGGAGAUAGUUUGUCAGCAAUAAAUACUUCAGGUUUCACUGAUAAAGAUUUUACCUAUGUUUCAACUGGUGGUGGAGCGUUCUUAAGUUGGUUAAGUGGUGAUAUGCAUGCAAGAUUAAAGCUUUUUUAA